Phyllopteryx taeniolatus (common seadragon) is the source of this 1094-nucleotide messenger RNA. RefSeq lists its product as uncharacterized. The transcript is spliced from 5 exons. The record is from RefSeq and is a predicted model, not a curated record. Lineage: Eukaryota; Metazoa; Chordata; Actinopteri; Syngnathiformes; Syngnathidae. Bases 316 to 804 code for a protein of 162 amino acids.
GAACAUUCAACAACAUUCCAGUUUUUUUGUACAGAAUUCUUUGGCAGGCCACAAUAUAAAAAACCUUUUCAGAGACAAGAGUGUCUUUCUUUCUGUGUGUCGAAAAUCCAUGGAGACCAGCCACAGUGGUCCCCCCUUUUCGUGCGUUUAACAGUAUCUGAAUUUUACAGGAUGCAAUUGUAUGUGUUUGUGUGUGUGUGUGUGUGUGUGUGAGAGAGAGACAGUGUGUGUGUGUCAUCUCUGCAUCUCAUUCAUACUGUGUCUCCCUGCAAGCUGAGUCUUUGUGUAGAGCACAAAACCGAUUUAACAGCCUCCAUGUUGGUGACUCUCUGGACUCUGAACAACGGGGGGAAAACAAGCUUUGUAUCAGAAGGAGAAAUGUUUGUCACCGUCCUGUUUGGAGAAAGCAGAACGGAAAUGUUUAACAUCAACUGCAAACUGAUACACUUUGUCCACAAUUUAAAGGAGCGUUGUGGUGUGGACUUGAAAGACUGUGUGGACCUAAUGAACUGCAACGGGACAGUAAUGAACUUAGAAACCAAGCAGCUCAGUGUGGAUCUGGCCAGCAGCUUGCUGGCAGAGAGGCAGCACUAUGUCCUCCUACAAGUUUGUCGAAGCGAUAACAAUGGAGGCCAGAAGUAUAUUUCCCUCAUACACAAUGUCAGCCAGAGUCAUCCAGAAUUAAAAGAGCUCCUGAGGAAAGUGUGCAACCCUGGCCAAGAGCGAGACAAGAAGGUCAGAGGGCGCAUACGCAGGAAGGGUCUGGCCCACCACGGCUGGAGCCAAAAUGUCUGUCAACCAUGAGCAGUGCCCUCCAUCCAUCCGCUCAUUUGAACCUCUUAAUCUGUUGAGGGUCAUAGGCUGAGGGUACGCCCCUCCUGAUUUCCGUUCAAUCGCAGGGCACAUACAGACAAGCAACCACUCACACCUGUGCUCUUAUUGCGGCUCCCUGCUUAGGUCAGCUAUUCAUUGUCAAAGGGAAGAGUAAAUACCAUGUAAGAAAUACAUACAACAUGCUAAAACACUAUAUUGGCAUAUUAAUAAAUUAUAUGUGAGAGAGUGAAGUCGAUCAGUUUAUACCAUAUACCGGGCUA